Molecule: messenger RNA, 1552 nt
Organism: Odontomachus brunneus
Lineage: Eukaryota; Metazoa; Arthropoda; Insecta; Hymenoptera; Formicidae
Product: probable palmitoyltransferase ZDHHC24
Exons: 1
Coding region: 374-1213 (279 amino acids)
Molecular function (GO): palmitoyltransferase activity
Source: RefSeq, a predicted model, not a curated record
AUUCUAUCCGGGGCCAAACCAAGAAGGAAGGAAGGGCGUACUGCGUGCGCGUGAUGUACCUUGAGCGCUUUGAAGAAAAUACCUCCAUGGCUCACAGAAUAGUGAUAAUUUGUAAACUUUCAUCAGCUGUUAUCGAAAAAUUCUGUGACAACUAAAAUAGAUCAUUAAAAAAAACGAAAAUUAGGAAGAAAAAAGUUUGUUAUUAUAUCCUAAAGAAAUUAUCUAAGAGAAAAGUAAAGGAGAAAUAUAGAGGACGGUUCUGACAGAUACGUUGAUAAGAGAAAAAGAGCAGAAAAAAUAUAGCUGAAUACUGUGUGGCGUGUAGGAGAAUUAAAUGAACUGAGGAAAACAGUAACGGCAAGUAGCGGGUAGAAUGGUAGUGAUGCGGAAGAAGAUAUGGCCGCGGACUGCCGGCGAUCUAGCGUCGAUGGUUUUCGUAUUGACCAUAGUGCCAUUGAUAUAUUGGUUCGGAUUGUGGGUGGUAUUGCCGGAAUUCUACAAGGACGAGAGCUUGCAAUACACGCUACACUUUGUUCUCGGUACUUUCAUCAUGCUAAAUAUAGUAGGCAACUACACGUAUACGGUGCUGUGUGACACCAGUACCGUCAGGAACGUGAUGUCAAUAGGCACAGCAAAACCAGAGAACGGGUGGUGGCUGUGCGUGGCUUGCGAGACCCUAUCGCCACCGCGAUCAUGGCAUUGCCACACCUGUGACAUUUGCAUUCUCAAGCGCAAUCACCAUUGCAUAUUUGCUGGCUACUGCAUAGGCUUCUACAAUCACCGUUAUUUCAUCAUGUUUUUAUGGUAUUUGUUCCUCGGCGCAGCGUACGCCUUCUGUUACGGCAGCUUUUUUGUUUGGAGUAGGGUACCUUUCGAGUUCUCAACAGUUCUUAGAAUGGUUUUCCCUUUAGUGAUCUUCUUUUUUGGUAUCGAUAUGUCCAUCGAUCAGUUCUACUUGGUGCUGUACGUUGUGUCGUUCGUAGGCACUCUGUAUGCGGGAGUGUUGUGUAUUUAUCAUUUCAAUUUGAUAUUUAGAGGUGUUGUAAGUAAUGAGAGUAACAAAAAUAAUUAUAUGUAUAACAUGGGUUGGAAGGACAAUAUUAAAGAUGUAUUUGGAGAACGAUGGUAUUUGACAUGGUUGCUUCCUUAUGUAAAAUCACAGUUACCUCAUGAUGGCACCUCAUGGUGUAAUAUGUGUUUAAAGAACGAUUGAAUCGUUUUUGUGAAAUUACAUUUAUACAAGAUGUCUUGAAGCAUUAGUUUGUUUAUAUUGCUAACAUCAACAAUGUUGUUUUCAUGAUUGGAAUUGUAAAAAAAUUAACUCACUGCUUGGGAAAAUUAUAUUUGUUUAAUUAAAAACAGUGCUAAAAGUAAAACUAUUAAAAAUUGCAGUGCAUUUUGAAAUUUGUCAUACAUUCAUAAUAUAAUGUGUGUAUGCACAUUGAUGUAUAUUCUUUGUAAAUAUUGUAAUUAUAUCAUACAUAUAUAUUAAUUGUAUUUGUGAAACUAACAGACGAUAUAAUUAUAUAUGUAAUAAAUUUAUUGGAACAUA